Gavia stellata (red-throated loon) is the source of this 1629-nucleotide messenger RNA. RefSeq names its product putative DBH-like monooxygenase protein 2. NCBI's taxonomy places the organism in Eukaryota, Metazoa, Chordata, Aves, Gaviiformes, Gaviidae. Bases 1 to 1629 code for a protein of 542 amino acids. Gene Ontology annotation, molecular function: dopamine beta-monooxygenase activity; copper ion binding. The record is from RefSeq and is a predicted model, not a curated record. Gene Ontology annotation, biological process: norepinephrine biosynthetic process; octopamine biosynthetic process; dopamine catabolic process. The transcript has 13 exons. Gene Ontology annotation, cellular component: secretory granule membrane.
AUGGAGCUGACAGAGGUGAGACAGCCUGCACCUCCGCUGCUGCGUUUCUCCAUCUUCCUGGAUCCUUCAAACACGGUCUACCUCCGCUGGGACCAUGACGAACAGGAGCUGAUGACGUUUGAGCUGCAGGUCCCUACAACUGGCUGGGUGGCAUUUGGAUUCAGCCCUCACGGAGAGUUGCCUGGAUCUGACAUUGUGAUAGGAGGUGUCUUCCCAAAUGGCAGCAUCUACUUCUCCGAUUGUCAUGUGGUAGAUGAGGCAACCCUUGAGGAAGAUGAGAGCCAGGACUAUCAGCUGCUGUCAGUAACAGAGAAUGAGACCUCCACCACCAUGCUGUUCAAACGCCAUCUCCGGACAUGUGACCCAAAUGACCUGGAUAUCACAAUGGACACAGCACGCCUCGUUACUGCAUUUGGCAUGGAUGACACAGUCCAAUUCUUUAAAGGCCAAAGAUUUUCCAAAUCUCUUUUCUUGCUGAGGUACAGAGGCCCAUCUGACUCAACUGACCCCAAAAUAUUCUUCACCUAUGACCUGAGGCUGGACAAUUUUGCCGUUCCAGCUCAAGAGACCAAGUAUGCCUGUACCUUUAUCCCACUGCCCAUGGUCAAGCAGAAACACCAUAUUUACAAGUUCGAACCUGUAAUAACACCCCACAAAAUAACCUUGAUUCAUCAUAUUCUUGUUUACGCCUGUGGCAACGCCAGCCCGUUACCCAGUGGCAUAGAUGAUUGCUAUGGGGCCAAUCCAGAUUUUGCCCUGUGCUCUCAGGUGCUUGUGGGCUGGGCUGUUGGAGGAGAGUCUUACCAAUUUCCAGAUGAAGCUGCAGUUUCCAUAGGGACACCUUGGGACCCUCAGUACGUCCGACUAGAAAUCCAUUACAGCAAUUUUGACUUGUUACCAGGCUUGAUAGACAGCUCAGGGCUACGAAUCUACUAUACGCCGGAGCUACGGAAAUAUGAUGUGGGGGUUCUGCAAACAGGCAUCUUCACUUUCCCUGUGCAUUUCAUUCCUCCUGGAGCAGAAUCCUACAGAUCCUACGGCCUUUGCAAUUCCAGCCAGUUUGAUGAAAUGAAUGGGAUGCUGGUUCCAGAUCUGCAUGUCUUUGCCUACUUGCUUCACACCCACCUGUCUGGCAGAGGAGUGAAAGCUGCUCAAUACCGCAAUGGUGAGCAGCUGGGGAUCAUCUGUGAGGACAAUAAGUACGACUUCAGACUGCAGGAGAUUCGGGACAUGAAGGAAAACCUCAUAAUCAAACCAGGUGAUGAGAUCCUGGUCGAAUGCAACUUUCAGACACUGGAUCGGUCAGGGAUUACUUUUGGUGGGCCAAGCACCAUGAAUGAGAUGUGUCUCACAUUCCUCUUCUACUACCCUCGUAACAACAUCUCCAGUUGUAUGGGCUACCCUGACAUUUUGUAUGUUGCGCAUGUACUCAAGCAGGAGGCCUCAGAUGUGGUGGAAGGAAUGAUGGCCAUGGACUUUGUUGACUGGGACAAUGAGACUGUCAAAAUUGCAGAAAAAGCAGCCAAGGAGGCAGAUCAAGUAAUCAUGAUUAAAACCAUUAAUGUAAGUCCCUUUUCUGAGCAAUUUGUGGCUGGGGAAAUGGAGUCAUCUCUGAUGUUUCGAGAGUAA